Molecule: messenger RNA, 1605 nt
Organism: Talaromyces rugulosus
Lineage: Eukaryota; Fungi; Ascomycota; Eurotiomycetes; Eurotiales; Trichocomaceae
Exons: 3
Coding region: 1-1605 (534 amino acids)
Molecular function (GO): acid phosphatase activity
Source: RefSeq, a predicted model, not a curated record
AUGGUGCCUAUCUGGGUUUUGGCUUUUGCAAGCACAGUAAUAGCUGAUGCAACAACAACAGCAAUCCCGGAUUAUUUCCAGACCAGUUAUGGGCCGUAUGCCGGGGGAUAUGAAACUGGACGUGUCCCAUUCCUGGCACAGACAAACCCAGCACUGGCGCAACCUACGUACGUCCCCAAUGGGCCUUUAGUGACCGACAUUCCGGUCCCUGGAAAGCCAGAUGGGGCUAGUAUAUUCUCUAAUAUGGGUAACUUGAGCCCUUACAAGCCAAGUACAAAUGGAUUCGGCGCCGAUGAGUAUCCUUUACCAUCUGGAUCCAAUAUUAGCCAAAUUCACAUGGUUCAUCGCCAUGGAUCUCGGUAUCCGACUUCCCAGCCAGGUGUCGUCGACAAAAUCAACAGCUUUAUUCAAAAUGGCACAGUCUUCACGGGCAAUCUAUCUUUUCUGAACAGUUGGACUUAUCAGCUUGGGGAGAAUGAAUUGACGGCUCGCGGACGUCAAGAACUAUUUGAUAGUGGUAUCCUUCAUUACUACAACUAUGGCCAACUGUAUGACCCAGGCUCGGGUCUGAUCGCUCGCACAACAACUAUGAUGCGGAUGAUCCAGUCUGCUGAAGCUUUUAUGUAUGGAUUCUUUGGUUCCAAAUGGACCCAGAACGUCACUCUCGAGGUGGUGAUUGAUUCGCAAGGAUUCAACAACAGUAUGGGUGGUGACCAGAUGUGUGCAAAUGCUGUGAGCGGGCAAGGCAAGACGUCUGACUCGGCGACUAGUGAGUGGACAUCCAACUAUCUGCAAAAUGCGACGGCACGCUUCCAAAGUCAGACCAAUGGUGGCAGUGCCAACUGGACGGUAGACGAUUUGAACGACAUACAGUCCCUGUGCGCAUAUGAGACUUCUGCUUUUGGCUACAGCCCGUUCUGCCUACUGUUCACGUGGGAUGAGUGGGUUGGAUUUGAGUAUAAUUUUGAUAUUCAAUUCUACGGAAACUAUGGGAUGGGUUCUCCUGUGGGUCGAGCAAUAGGGCUAGGAUUUGUCGAAGAAUUCGUGGCCAGGUUGAUUCAACACCUGCCAGAUCCGUCAGACGGCUCAAUCGCCUUCAACACGACUCUCGACGGCAGCAAUUCUACGUUCCCCCUAAAUCAGACAAUUUAUUUUGAUUUCAGCCAUGACACUGAGAUCUUUGCAAUGAUCACGGCUUUGGGACUCUCCCAAUUUGGAGAAUAUCUUUCCCCGACUCAAGUAGCAACAAAUCGGUCUGCCAUUGUGAGCGAAGUUGUUCCAUUUGCUGGUUACUUCCUUUUUGAAAUAAUCAAAGCUCCAUACCCUGUUUUGGAGAAAAGACCACAAGAUUCGAGUGAAUCUCCGUACGACACCUCUGGGAGCAACACGACAUAUGUUCACAUGUUAAUAAACCAGCGAACUGUUCCGCUUGGAGAGAGCAUCCCUGACUGUGGGAAACGCGACGAUGGCUGGUGUGAAUUGCAGACCUUCAUCAAGUUUCAGCAGGAAAAUAUCGACAAAGCCAACUAUAACGAAAGUUGUUUUGGUGAUUACUCUACACCAAGCUACGGUAAUAUUACUGAUGGCGCGAUCCCGAGUUCAUAG